CAGAUAGCGUUGCAGCCCAGGAGUGCUGUGAGAUGUCCAGGCUCCUCCCUCUGCUCGCCAUGUUUUUUUUUCAUCCUUUAUAACACCUUCUCCCUCCCUCCUGGGCUGUCAAUUUUCAGUAGCAAACCAAAGGUCUCCUGGAGCUUUCCAAAAUCUACCUCAGGUCUAAUGGAAAGUCAUAUCCCGUACGAGCACAGCAAGCUGACAUUCUCUCUCUGGGAUUAUGGUGUCUUUGCAGCAAUGCUGUUUGGAUCCACAAGCAUUGGACUGUUCUAUGCUCUGUCCCGUAGAGGGCAACAAACCUCUGAUGACUUUUUCACUGGAGGCAGGAGUAUGUCAGCUGUCCCAGUAGGUUUAUCGCUUGCUGCUAGCUUUAUGUCUGCAGUGCAAGUGCUUGGAGUUCCAGCCGAAACCUAUCGAUAUGGUGCCAAGUUCCUGCAGAUGUGCCUUGGCCAGAUUUUAAGCAGCCUAAUUACAGCCUACCUCUUUAUGCCAGUGUUCUACAGACUUGGGAUCACCAGCAUCUACCAAUAUUUGGCGAUGAGGUUUUCAAGAAGUGUUCAGCUCUGUGGCACUAUCCAGUUCCUUGUGGGCACUACGUUAUACACUGGAAUUGUGAUCUAUGCCCCUGCACUAAUUCUUAACCAAGUAACCGGGCUGGAUAUUUGGGCAGCUCUGAUUUCAACUGGAGCAAUAUGUACCUUGUAUACAUCACUAGGUGGUAUGAAAGCUGUGAUCUGGACAGAUGUGUUUCAGGUGCUGGUUAUGAUUGCGGGAUUCUUUGCAAUAGCUAUUCGCGGUACCUUGCUAGUGGGCGGAGCUACUGAAGUAAUGAAUAUUGCAAGAAACUAUUCCAGGAUUAAUUUUGGGGACUUUGACCCAGAUCCUCGAAGACGCUAUACUUUCUGGACCUUUAUAUGUGGAAGCACAUUCCUGUGGCUGUCAAUGUAUGGAGUUCAUCAAGCACAAGUUCAGCGCUACAUAUCCUGUAAGACGGAGAUUCAAGCAAAACUAGCCAUUCUGGUAAAUCAAGUGGGUCUUUGCGUCAUUGUGUCAAGUGCGGUCACCUGUGGAAUCGUAAUGUUUUCAUAUUACAUAAACUGUGACCCUCUACUGGCUGGCUAUGUCUCUGCUCCUGACCAGUACAUUCCAUUCAUGGUGCUGGAAAUAUUUGAACAUUAUCCUGGAAUUCCUGGUCUUUUUCUUGCUUGUGCAUACAGUGGAACACUUAGCACAGCAUCUACAAGCAUCAACGCUAUGGCUGCAGUAACAGUUGAGGAUCUCAUUAAGCCACAUAAGGCAGACAUUUCAAUAAAAAAACUAACAUACAUUUCAAAGGGACUUUCUCUCAUUUAUGGAUGUGCAUGCAUUACAGUAGCAGCCUUGUCAUCACUGCUUGGUGGUGGCGUUCUACAGGGCUCCUUUACAAUAAUGGGAGUAAUCAAUGGCCCAAUCCUUGGAGUUUUUAUCUUAGGAAUAUUCACUAGUUCAUGUAACACUGUGGGUGCAUUCUCAGGGCUUGCUGUGGGAUUUAGUUUAUCUCUUUGGGUGGCAGUUGGUGGUACACUCUACCCCCCAUCGCCAGAGAUGAUGGGAGUUCUGCCCAUCUAUGCUGAACACUGUCCUCUUUACAACUCUAGUGAUGGGAUCAUCUAUGGCUGUCCUCCUCCAAGAAACAUUACUAUUGCUCUAGACAGGCCAACUAUUGCGGAUGAAUUCUACUCUUUAUCCUAUCUUUACUAUGGGGCAUUCGGCACUCUAAGCACAAUUGUAAUUGGAGCUAUAAUCAGUCAACUGACAGGACCCACCAAAAGAGAAACACUAGCUCAUGGUUUGCUAUGGUGGGAUUCGGUAUGGGACAACUUAAAAUCAGAGGAGAAACAAAAAGCUGAGAAGGAUUUUCUAGCAGAAGAUAAGAUCAAUUUAGAUUCUACAUUUAAAAAAAAAACACAAGUUCCCACAUUCAGAAUAUAAUGGCUAUAUGCUGAAUCCAGAGAAUACAGACAAAGACCCAAAUCAUCUUUCCAAGACUUGCCCUACAUUUUGGACCAUGAACAGAGUGGACAGAGAAUCUUGUUUAUAAGUUAUAUAUGUUUAUAAUCUUCUGCAAAUAUAUGUAGUCUAGGUUGAUCCUCAAUGUAUAUAGUAUAAUUAAGACUUAUAAAUAAGUCCUUUCUAAAAAAAAAAAAUUAUAAACAUGAUUUUUUUAUGUUGUGA
Messenger RNA from Rana temporaria (common frog), 2217 nucleotides. It is a transcript of the gene SLC5A5, whose product is annotated as solute carrier family 5 member 5. The transcript is spliced from 16 exons. The coding region runs from base 169 to 1974 and encodes 601 amino acids. Gene Ontology annotation, biological process: sodium ion transport; iodide transmembrane transport. The record is from RefSeq and is a predicted model, not a curated record. Gene Ontology annotation, cellular component: membrane. NCBI's taxonomy places the organism in Eukaryota, Metazoa, Chordata, Amphibia, Anura, Ranidae. Gene Ontology annotation, molecular function: symporter activity.